UGUGAAUCCCUUCCCUGGACCUGAGGGUAAAUCUCCAUUAAGAUUUCUAGUUCCAUUCCUGGGCAAAAAACGUACAAUAUCUCUGAGACAGAAUGGCGUCUGCAUCUUCUCUCCUGGAAGAGGAGCUCUCCUGUCCUGUGUGCUCUGAAAUCUUCACGGAUCCUGUUGUCCUGAGAUGCAGUCACAGCUUCUGUGAGGCCUGUCUGCUGCAUUGGUGGAGAGAGAAGGGAUCUCAGGAGUGCCCAGUUUGCAGGAGAAGAGAUUCUAACGAUCGUCCUCCCUGUAACCUGUCUCUGAGGAAUACCUGUGAGGCGUUCUUAAAGGAGAGAAGUCAGAGAGCUGAAGCAGGAUCUAAAGUGUUCUGCAGUCUGCACAGUGAGAAACUCAAACUCUUCUGUAUGGAGGAUCAAAUACCCAUCUGCUUUGUCUGUCAAACUUCAGAAAAACAUGAAAACCACAAACUGCGACCAGUUCAGGAGGCUGCAGAAGAGUAUAAGGAGAAACUCAGGACUACACUGGCUCCACUGCAGGAGAAGCUAAAAGCCUUUAAUGCAGUGAAACUAGUCUGUGAUCAAACAGCAGAACACAUCAAGAGCCAGGCCCAGCACACAGAGAGACAGCUAAAGAUGGAGUUUGAGAAACUUCAGCAGUUCCUAAAAGAUGAAGAGGCAGCCAGGAUCACUGCACUGAGGGAGGAAGAGGAGCAGAAGAGUCAAAAGAUGAAGGAGAAGAUUGAGAAGAUGACAGAAGAGAUAUCAUCCCUUUCAGAACAGAUCAGAGCUAUAGAACAGGAGCUGGGAGCUGAAGACGUUGCAUUCCUGCAGAUCUAUAAAGACAUCAGGAAACGAGCCCAGUGCACACUGGGGGAUCCAGAGAAGGUCUCAGGAGCGCUGAUUGAUGUGGCCAAGCACCUGGGCAAUCUGAAGUACAGAGUGUGGGAGAAAAUGCUGGGGACUGUUCAAUACACUCCUGUGACUCUGGACCCAAACACAGCACAUCCUGAACUCUCACUGUCUGAGCAUCUGACCAGUGUGAGACGCAGUGAUGAGAGACAGCAGGUUCCUGAUAAUCCAGAGAGAUUUGAUACACGAUGUUUUGUGUUGGGCUCUGAGGGAUUCAGCUCAGGGAGACACUGCUGGGAUGUAGAAGUGGGGGAUGGGGGCUGGAUGGUGGGUGUGGCUAAAGAGUCCAUCAAUAGGAAAGGAGUCUUCACUCUGAGUGCUGGAGAAGUGUGGAGUAUAUGCCACACCUACAGGAAAUAUUUAGCCCUGGGCUUUGUACGUACAGCCCUCACUGUGCAGAGGAAACUCCUGAGGGUCAGAGUGCAGCUGGACUGGGACAGGGGGGAGGUGUCAUUCUCUGACCCCAGUGACAACACUCCUCUCUACACUUUUAAACACUCCUUCACUGAGAGACUGUUUCCUUUCUUCUGCCCUGAUUCUCUGCAGAUCUGUCCACUGAAUGUGUCUCUCAGAGUGGAAUAGUGCUCAGUAAUGAUUGAUGGGCAAGGAUCAGGUCAAAAGACAGUAUUUUAUGACCUUAAAAAGAUUUUCUCUUAUUUGCAAAUAUAAAAAAAGUUAAAUAACAUUGUUUCAUUAAUUUGGUUGAAAAAAAUAUAGAUCCUUAUCAACAGCAAUUCAUAAGUAACUUCACAAUGUCCGUAUUGCAUUUAAGAAUCGGUGUGUGUGUGUAAGGAGUAAUUACUGUGGUAUAUGGUGGUAUUGUAAGUACACUGGUGUGUGUGUAAUGAG
Molecule: messenger RNA, 1751 nt
Organism: Conger conger (European conger)
Lineage: Eukaryota; Metazoa; Chordata; Actinopteri; Anguilliformes; Congridae
Product: E3 ubiquitin-protein ligase TRIM35-like
Exons: 6
Coding region: 93-1484 (463 amino acids)
Molecular function (GO): zinc ion binding; protein binding
Source: RefSeq, a predicted model, not a curated record